Messenger RNA from Lontra canadensis (Northern American river otter), 3205 nucleotides. Its product is annotated as transmembrane protein 198-like. The transcript is spliced from 5 exons. The record is from RefSeq and is a predicted model, not a curated record. The coding region runs from base 1276 to 2307 and encodes 343 amino acids. Gene Ontology annotation, cellular component: vesicle membrane; plasma membrane. NCBI's taxonomy places the organism in Eukaryota, Metazoa, Chordata, Mammalia, Carnivora, Mustelidae.
GUUCCUCUGGCUGUAUUCUCAGGCUUGCCCGAGACUGGGAGAUUGAGGACAGCCACCGAGCCACAGUGUUUCCCUUGCAGACAAAACCAGAGAGCGUAGAAGAGCCACCACCCCGAUCCUUUUCCUGCUGCCUGUAGCGAGGACAGAGACCCUUUUGUAUCAUGCGGAGGUGGAGCAGAAGGCAGGACGCCCCGGGCCAGCCCCCACCCUGGCCUCCCUGCACUACCCCUUCUUUCCCAGCAAUCCUCGGCCUCCCCUGCGCCCGACCCAGCUGGCGAACUGCCCGGUAUAACUGCAGCUCCCACGGCCCGGAUCCGCCCCUCGGGACGCUGCUCCAAGGUACUAUCAACGGAGCGGUUCUGGGCGACUAGGAGCGUACCUCCGCUGGGCUCAGGACCCGAGCGGAGUGCCAAAAAACACUGCAUUCAUCUACAUGCUGUUUUGCGUUCCAUUUGCAUACCGAGCAGCUCUCGGUCAACGUCGACACGCGCCCCCGCCCCCACGCAGACCCAGCUUGGGUCCCCUCCUCUGCUCGCGCUUCUCUCGUUAGUCCCCCUUCCAGACCCCGUCUUGCUCCGCAAGUUUUUCCGCCCAUGAGCCCCUCGCCGGCGCCCCCAGUCCUGUAAAAGCCCCUUCCCCGGGUCCCCGAUCUCGACCACCAGGUUCUCCAGAAGACAAUACUCCAAUUCUCUGGGAAGUGGAAGAAACCAAGCCCGGGCUAGGGGGGCGCUGGGACCCCAGUUGGGAGUUUGAGAGCGUCUAGUUGUCGAGUCAUCGCCUGAGCAUUCAGAGAUCUUUCCCCAAACGUCUUGUGGUGUCCCAGAACCUGUCCCUGAUAUGGGUGGGGGAUCUCUGGCCCCAGCCUAGAGCAGUGGGCAAACUGGGUCCCCCCCCCCCACCCAAAGGGAAAAGAGUUGGAGGGGCCCGCCCCGUGAUGUCACCCCCCACACACCCUGUCCCCUUCCUCCACCCCCAGGCUGGUUGCAUUUAGCUCACGGGGCUAGGGCUUCGGCUUGCAAGAGUUUAGGGGGCAACGAACAGAGUGACCCUGGGGGUGCCCAGACCCGACAGCCGCCCCGACGCCUAGGACCUCCGGGCAAGGAUGCAGCAGGGGGGUUAGGGAAGCACUUCUACCCCCUCCUCUCCUGAGCCCUGGCAGGGUGGUUUCCCAUCCCCCUCAAGACAUUCAUGGAUGGAUGAGAGGAGCUGACACUGAUCUUCCCCUCUGGGAUCACCUUUUCUUCGGCCAUAGAGGAAGCCCUGUUGCCCCUGGCCAUGACUUCUGACCCCAGGCCCUUUAAUCAACAUCUCCCAGAGCCUCCAGACCCAAGAUGUGUCUUGGAACCCCAGGACAAUCCUGAACUGGCACCCGCCCUGGUGUGUGCUCUUUGCUGCUGCUUUGGAAUCAUCUACUGCUGCUUCGGCUACCGCUGCUUCAAGGCAGUAAUGUUUCUCUCGGGCCUGCUUUCGGGAGCUCUGGUGAUCUUCCUGCUGUGCCACAAGGAGCGAGUGCUAGAGACACAGCUGAGCCUGGAGGUGAGCGCGGGCAUUGCGCUGGGCAUCGGACUCCUCUGUGGCCUGGUCACCAUGUUGGUUCGCAGCGUUGGGCUCUUCCUGACUGGUCUCCUGCUAGGCCUGACCCUGGGUGCCGGGGCCCUGCUGGGCACAGAGCCCAUCUACCAACCACCUUCAGCCUGGGUGCCAGCUGGGGGGUUGGUGGGGCUGGCACUUCUGGGAGCCCUGCUCACGCUUCGGUGGCCACGUCCAUUCACAGUUCUGGGCACAGCCCUGCUGGGUGCUGCGGUGCUGGUGGCCUGUGCUGACUACUUCCUAGAGGGGCUGGCACUGGGCAGUCGGCUGGGCCAACGCUUGCAGGCACUUCCAGCCUUGCCUCCUCUCUGCUGGUAUAGCUGGGUCUUGCUGGGCACCUGGCCAGCCCUGGGGGCCCUUGGGGCCCUGGCCCAGUGGAAGCUCAUGGAUGAGGAACAUGGAGGCCACGCCAAUGCAGUGGUCUUGAGCCACCAGCGAAGGCAUCUUCAACUCCUUCGGAUCCGCCAGCAAGAGGCCAAGUUGCACCGAACAUCUGCUGGGGUGGGGCUCUGUGAAGGCAGCUACCGGCGGCGCCAGCUUCCCCCCAACACCCGGAGCCCCGCUGAUAGUCUGGCUCCCAGUUAUCUCCAGAGCCUUCGAGAGCGCCAACUGGGACCAGGCCCCCAGGCCACAGCCCCCCACACCGUCCUGGACCUGGAUUCUGACUGUGGUUCCACUGUACCCCUCACCACACCUUCUGGUUCCACCCGGACCUGAGCCUAAACCUCCACUGAUGCUUUGACCCCUAGCAAGGGCCUUGGAACACCAAGUGGGCAGGGCCUGACCCCACAGGACCCACACACAAACUUCCCCACCUCUGUCACUGCGGAUAGAAUCUGUACUCCAACCCAGACCAGUCCUGUAGGGAUAUGUUUCAGGGACAGAUAAAGAGGAAUCUUGUGAGGAGGGUAGAGGAAUGGAAGGAUGAGUACCUACUUCUGUCCACUAAUAGAGGUGCUCUGCCCCUAGAAUAACUGGCUUCCUAAUUCCCUCCAAACCAAGGAGGGCCCUUACCCAAAGAGCCUUUUACAUACUUGCCUCAGUGUGCCUCACGAUGGUCGAAUAGGGGGUUUUGUUGUUGUAGGACCUACAGAAAACCAGGUAGCUCCCUAAAGCACUUGAUAGCUAUUUGAUGGGGAGAAGGGCACAGAGGAGCUCCUGGCUUCCAUAGGCUCAAGUCCUGUUCUCCUACCUCAUUUGGGAAUACCGUCCUCCAUGGUGCUUGCCUUUCUCUCCUUAAUGUGGGGAAGACCACGGGGCAAUGCAUGGCACAGAACCUGCCUCCCCCCACAGCUGUCUACUUCUCCAAGGGGAGACCAUUGGCACACAUGCCAGAGUCUUGCCCUUUUGCCCAAAGCAGCCUGGUCUUCACCGCUGCAUGGGAGACAAGUGCCUUCUCUGCUUCUCAUUGUAGGUGAUGCUCCUCUCCUUCACUAGAACUUUAUCCCAGCCACUAACCCAUUCUAACUCCCUCCUCUGAUUUUCCUGCUCAGAGUCUGUUCCCUGGUUCCCCGGACAGCAUGAAGGAAGAUGUGUUCCUCCCCUGGGCAACAAAGCUAUGAUGGGAGGGAGGAAGAACAUGGAGCAUGUGAAUAAAAUGGCAUUGAACAUUGAA